AUGAAGAUGAAUGUGCUCAUCCCGGACCAAUUUGUGGCUCAAGAGCAAAUUGUUUCAACACCCAUGGCAGUUUCUACUGCCAGUUCUUCUCCUAAAGCAAAAAAAUUUUAUCGCACUGACAACGUCUCAUGCAUAGAUCAAGAUGAAUGUAAAGAUGAAAAUGUUUGUGGUUCAAAUGCAACCUGCAUAAACACACAAGGCAGUUAUAACUGCACCUGCAAUGCUGGUUACUUACCUAAAUCUGGAAAUAUGACCAUUAUUGGAAAGAGACAGCAAUGUGAAGAUAUAUGUAAGACUGAUGAAACAAUCUGUGGAAAUGGAACAUGCCACCAAGGGACCAGUGGUCAUUAUUGUGCAUGCUCUGCAGGGUUUACUAACUACGGCAACAACAAAUCUCGUUGUUCUGAACUGGACUGUGGCAUUUUCAGAGAUGUCAAUAAUCUAGCAGAGAAUUUUCACAUUGUACAUGAUGGUGUGAAGCUACUGAGUAAACGCUGCCUAAAACUCAUGGAGAAUGCGGAUGUAGAAGACCUUAAUGGAGAAGGCUUACUAGAGAGCCUGCUCUCCAUAAUUGACCAAAUUUUAUCGACUGGGUUUCUCACUAGUAGCAGGAAAGUCUCCAGCUUUUUUGACUUGGUGGAACAAAGUCUAAGGUUCAUAGGACCUUUUAUUAAACCACCAGGAACUAAUAGAUCCACCAAACAAACAGAAAUACAGCUUUUGGUGUACACUGGGUCGACUGUUCCCCGAGGAUUAAAGACUUUACAAUCUAAGCAUGCUAAACUGGACAUCAUGUUGGAGGAAGCGGCAGGAGAUAUCUCAUCUUACCCAGGACAUACAACAGUUUCCUUGCUGAGCUAUUUAAACCUGGAAGAAACUGCAAAUGGUUAUUUUAGUGGAAUGGAAAAGACUGAAAACCAAAGAUUUAAAGUGAACUCAAAAGUGGUGACUGUCACUGUCAGUAAUAGAGACACAACACACCUUAAAGAACCAGUCAAUAUAACUUUGCACCACCUUGAUCAGUCAAAUCAAACUUCACACACCUGUGUGUUCUGGGAUUCCUCAAAGGACGGAGAUUCAUGGUCAUCUCGUGGCUGCAGCAUGGUGGAAUCUAACUCUGAAUAUACUGUGUGCUCCUGUAACCACCUGAGCAGCUUCGCUGUGCUCAUGGCUCUCUAUGACGUAGAGGGCCAUUUUGAGUUGCAUGCGAUCUCCUGGAUAGGACUCUCCCUUUCACUGAUUUGCUUGUUUUUCUGCAUCCUGACAUUUUCAAUGAUCCGGUCCAUUAAAAGCCCAAGAACAACCAUUCACCUGCACCUCUGCAUCAGCCUCUUUACUGCAACCCUUAUCUUUCUCGUAGGGAUCUCUCAGACAACAAAUAAGAUUGGCUGUGCAGUAGUGGCAGGGAUGCUGCACUUCUUCUACCUGGCUACAUUCUGCUGGAUGUGUCUGGAGGGAAUCCAGCUCUUUAGGAUGGUGGUCCUCGUCUUCAACACCAACUUUAAAACUAUCUACAUGAUGGCAGGAGGCUACGGAGUCCCAGCUGUAAUUGUUGGCAUCACUGCUUUGGUGAAUGCAGAUGGAUAUGGAACUAAGAAAUAUUGCUGGCUAAAUUUGGAUUCCAUUUGGAGUUUCUUUGGACCUGCCUGUGUUAUCAUUAUUGUAAACAUUUUCUUCUUUCUCAUUACCGUGUGGAAAUUAGCUCAGAAGUUUUCAAGUUUAAACCCGGACCUGGACAGCUUGCAUAAAAUCAAGGCUUUCACCAUUACUGCAGUGGCUCAGCUCUGUGUGCUCGGCACCAUGUGGAUCUUUGGCUGUUUCCAGUUUGAGAAGGGCACAAUAGUCAUGUCUUAUCUGUUCACUAUUUUGGGGAGCCUGCAAGGUGUCAUGCUCUUUGUCAUGCACUGUCUUUUUUCAAAGCAGGUGAGGGAGGAGUAUGAAAACAUUCUUUCUCGUUUAUGCACACCUCAGAAGAGAGCAUACUCCGAGUUCAACUUCUCACAUUCAAGUAAAGCUAAUGCAUCAAGAAGUACCCAGGACACAGGAGAGUCUCACAUCUAAUAUACCAGAAGCAGAAUGUGCCUAUUAAAGCUUUAUGGCCUAUCUUUACACCUUACAUGCUUCAUUUUUAUGCCAAUACUUA
Messenger RNA from Cyprinodon tularosa, 2143 nucleotides. Its product is annotated as adhesion G protein-coupled receptor E1-like. Gene Ontology annotation, molecular function: G protein-coupled receptor activity; calcium ion binding. Bases 1 to 2061 code for a protein of 686 amino acids. The transcript is spliced from 17 exons. Gene Ontology annotation, cellular component: membrane. The record is from RefSeq and is a predicted model, not a curated record. Gene Ontology annotation, biological process: adenylate cyclase-activating G protein-coupled receptor signaling pathway; cell surface receptor signaling pathway. Lineage: Eukaryota; Metazoa; Chordata; Actinopteri; Cyprinodontiformes; Cyprinodontidae.